AUGUCUCUCAUUUUGGUGCCACGGCUACGACCACUCCUGAAGUUCGUGUGGCACUGCUUCUUGAGACCAAUAGGUGUGUCCGAUCAGAGGACGAGACUUGACAAGUUCUACGAGGGGCAGGCUGAGGUUUAUGAUACGACUCGCAACGGUCUCCUUCGCGGCCGGCGCACCAUGUUGAGUCUCUCUGCUGGGCAUCUCCAUGCUCUGCGCUCGCAAAACCCGGGCAAACCCCUCAUAUGGGUGGAUAUUGGUGGAGGUACAGGUCAUAACAUUGAGAUGAUGGACAAACACUACCCGAUAUCGUCCUUCGACAAAGUCUACCUCAUCGACCUUUGCGAGCCUCUUCUGCAAGUUGCUCGUAAACGCUUUGCGAAGAGGGGCUGGAACAACGUCGUCGUACUCUGUCAAGACGCAUCCGAAUUCUCUCUUCCCGAAUGGGGCAACGACGUGGAUCCGAAGGGAAGCGUAGGCUUCAUCACCAUGAGCUAUUCUCUCUCCAUGAUUCCCAGCUUCUACGCACUUAUGGACCGUAUUGACUACGUUCUAGCCCCAGAGGACGGUCUCUUGGGUGUCGUCGACUUCUACACUUCAGGUCGUCAGCCAUCUCUUCAUGAGAAAGCUAUUGGGGGUGGGGGCAAGGAAUGCGGUUGGCUCAGUCGGUGGUUCUGGCAGAUCUGGUUUGACUUCGAUCACGUUUCUCUCUCACCACACCGACGUGACUACCUGGAGUACAAGUUUGGAACAGUCAAAAGCUACAACGGGCGUAAUCGAUUCGUUCUUCCGUUCAUCAUCCGGAUACCCUAUUACAUCUGGCUCGGCCGCCCGCGCUCAUGCGACGUUUCUCGAUUCUGUCAUGCCUUCGAAGUUGAAGGGGGCAACACUGUUGGAAACUGUUCUCCCUCGUCACUCAUGCCUGUGAAAGAGACAGAAAUGGUUCCAUCGCUGACUAUCGGCGAGCCGGUGGUUCCGUCUCCUUCACCUCAGAGAGAGUUGACGAGGAGUGAGACUGUCAUCGAUGUUACCAUGCCAUUGAGCUCCUUCCAUUACCAGGUCAACAGCACAUGGCGCCUACCUUACUACGAGCACCCGGUCCAUAAAGAAUUUAGGACCUUCAUUUAUUCAUUCACUUGGGCCAGUCGGAUCAUUUCUAAUCCCUCUGAGGAUCCUUUCGAGGACAUGAAGCAUCUGGACCUUACUGAGCACGACUCUGUGUUCGUCAUCACGAGUGCCGGGGACAAUGCAUUGCACUACGCUAUUGGCGCACGACCUAAACGCAUACAUUGUGUCGACAUGAACCCAUGCCAAGGCCAUUUACUCGAGCUGAAACUCGCUGCCAUCCAAGCGCUCUCUUACACCGACUUCUUCUCUCUGUUCGGACGCGGCUCCCAUCCUUCCUUCCGGUCUCUCCUCGAUACCCACCUUGCACCACAUCUCUCUUCUAAUGCCUACCAAUUCUGGCGGAUCAACUCAUCUGCGUUUCACUCAUCUUUCUACCUCCACGGCUACUCGGGCUGGGCGCUUCGAUUGGCCCGGGUUCUUUUCUCCAUGGCCGGUGUGUCACAAGAGGUCAAGAAUCUGUGUAACGCCGGUACGCUAGAGGAGCAGACGAGAAUAUGGAAGGAGAAGCUGAGGCCAGUACUGUUAAACCCGUUGGUGGUGGCACUGUUGAAAAGCCCGGUGUUCUGCUGGAAUGCGCUGGGUGUUCCUAAAAACCAGAGGAAGAUGUUGUUGGACGAGGGGAGUAUGUGGGAGUUCGUGAGAGAUACUCUGGACCCGAUUCCGAGUUCGUACCUUCUCAAGAAGGGCGCCUAUCAUUACCUCCUGACGCUUUUGGGCCACUAUACCCCCGAGUCCUGUCCAGCAUAUCUUUCUAAAGAGGGUUAUGAUGCUCUAAGAGCUGACAGUGGCGCAGCUCUGAACGCCUUCCGUCUUCAUACCGACUCCAUCCUGAACGUGCUUCGUGGCCUCGCCAAGCACUCCUUAACGCGUGCCGUCAUCAUGGAUCAUCUGGACUGGUUCGCUCCUGGCUCAGAGGAAGUCGAGGAGGAGGUUACGGAGUUCCGCAGGGUGCUGGCGCCCGGUGGGUUCGUCCUGUGGCGUUCGGCGGCAAGGCAGCCCUGGUAUAACGAAGUGUUCGAGAGACAAGGUUUUGAGUUGACCUCGCUGGGCGUGAGGCAAGGGCCAAAGGUAGCGAUUGACAGGGUCAAUAUGUAUGCUUCGUUUUGGAAGGCGGUUAGAGUUUGA
This is a messenger RNA of Stereum hirsutum FP-91666 SS1, 2244 nucleotides long. RefSeq names its product S-adenosyl-L-methionine-dependent methyltransferase. Lineage: Eukaryota; Fungi; Basidiomycota; Agaricomycetes; Russulales; Stereaceae. The record is from RefSeq and is a predicted model, not a curated record. Bases 1 to 2244 code for a protein of 747 amino acids. The transcript has 15 exons.